AAAAGUGGAAGGUACAAGCAUGAAUCUAGUAUGAAAAAAUGUUACUUUCUCUCUGAAGUGAAAGGGAUUAUUGUUUAAAAUGCUGAGUCACUAUGAUGUUUUGGAAGUGGCACCUGAGGCCACAGAAAUGGAGGUGCGUAAGCAGUACCAGCUCUUGGCGCUGAAGCUGCAUCCUGACAAACCAGCAGGAGAUCACAAAAAGUUUACACAACUACAGGAGGCUUGGACAGUGCUUGCUGAUCCUCAUCAGAGGGCUGAGUAUGAUUUGCAGCUUAAAAGAGAUCUGUUAUAUCAGCAGUACCCAAUAUCAGAAGAGUUAUUUCUAGAGGAUCUGCACUAUAGUUGUGAUGAAGAGACUACCAACUACAGCCAUGUGUGUCGCUGUGGUGGUCGCUACAGCAUCACUGAAGAAGAGCUGCUGAGUUUGAUUGACAGUGAAGUAGCUGUUAUGUGUGAUAAUUGCUCCUUAGCUAUAAUUGUUGUUUUGCCCAUUAGAGUUCAGACUAAUCAUGUGAGAAUUCAUGAUGGCCCACAGAUCAAUUCUGAAAGCACAAGUGAGGAAAGAGUUGAUCAAGAGGUUUUGUUGGACGCCAUGGGGGGUCAAAACUGUCAUGGAAAAUCUUCUUUGAUGGAAAAUCCUCUACCUAACAGUGAUAAUUUUAAAGAUAACAAAAAUUCUCUUGAAGCAAGUGAGACAAGUGAUAAAUGUUGUGCAAGUGAAAAGUCUGUGCAAAUGUGUAGUAAAUGUUUUGAAAAUCAUGAUGGCAUGUCAUGUGUGAGAGGUGAUGAACAAGCAUUCUCAUCUGCAGGUUCAUCAAAAUUUUCUUUUGAUGCUGCUUUUGUUCCUGAAGUUGAAACUCCAUCAUCAUCUUCUCCCAGCAGUAAUUCUCAAUCACCAGAAUUUUCUUACCUUUGCCCUUCUCCAAAAUCUCCUUUAAGAUCAGCAUUCCACUCAUAGUUUCACUCUAUGGUUGGCAAGUUUUCAUAAGCAACAACCCAGAAAACCAUUACCCAAAAAGGCUCAAGACUCCCAUGGCCCCCAAGUGUGAGAUCACGAGAUUAAGGCGAUGGUAUUGUGAUACAUCUGCCUAUAAUAUGCCUGUCAUACCAUACAUAGUAUCACUCAUCACACUCUUGAAUUAGAACAAGAGCCCAUAAACAUAUGCUGUAGCUCAUGCACCAAAAUUCAUGUUGUUGCUUCAUGUUAAUAAAAUAUUUAAAAAUUAAUUGUUUCCUCUCACAUUUUUUUUGGUUAAUUUCAUCGAAUGUUGAUUAUUUUGACUAUUGUUACCGUAUCUAUACAUAUAUUAUGAAUGAUAAAAUAAUAAAUUGCAGUUGGUGCUUGGAUGUAAAAAUUUUUCAAAAAUGUCCAAAAAUUAUCAUGUCUUGCAAUCGGUCAUACUUUAAAAUAACAGCAUCAAGUAUCUAUAUAAAUGCACUCAAAUUUCUAGGUGCAGCUACAAACGGUUGUGAACAACAUGCAUGAAUCUACCAUUUUUCUUCAAAUAUAUUCUGGAACUGCAAGUAAUCAUCAGUUAACUUUGGCUCUCUUACAACAUCUAAAAAAUCUAUUAUAGUCUAUAGAUAAUGUAUUAUAAAAUGAAUAAUGAAUAUGCUGAUUUAUAUUUAAAUUCCACAUUCAUGCCACUAUAGCAUAUAUAUCUGUGAAAUAGCAUUUGCCUUUAGUUUUACCAAGAGAAUAAGUGAAUGGGAGAAUAAGUGGGUGUGAAAUUAUGUAGCAAUUAGUACAUUGCACUGGUGCAAUAUAAGUCUCUGAAAAUAAUCGUACAGAAUUUUUAAAUGUAAUUGUAGGAAUUGAAAUGCCCCGUGUUGAUAGGAAUAGAGAGGUUGUACAGUAUAAGGAUCAGUGACCAAAACAAUGUUUAUUUUUGGCUCAUCCAACUCGCUACAGGCGAGGCAGCGUAGCAAAUAAUAUGCGAUGGUAUCCAUGCAACCUGUUUUAAUGAAUGCACAAAUUUUUAGUGAAGGCAAGCACCGACACAAAUUGAGAAGCAUGUAUAUAGAUAGUGAAUUGAGACACAUCUAGGACGAAAUUCUUGAAGAUUUGCCGAGAUUUUAUGUGAUUGUGCAAAAAAUUCUUGCUGUCGACAUUAAAUGUGGAGUCUUCUUUCACAAUUAUUUGUCAAGUUGUUGGCUAAUGAAGAAUUAUUUAACCAGACAGCCUGUCUAUUUAUAGUUGCAACUAGAAUUAAUUUGAAGAAUUUCAUCUUGCAUUGCUGGAUGUUGUCAUGUUGAUACUAUGAGACAGCUUUUGUGUUGUUCAUAGCAGUUAAAAUGUUAUUCCUAACAGAGCUGCUAAUAAUUCGAGUGGUGAAGGAGGAACGCGUUCCCUAAGGAAACGUUUAGGUUUAGGUUAAAUAAAAGGUGUUCAGGAAGAUGAAACUAUCACAGUUGAUGUUUAAGCUUUUAUAUUUUAGAUCGAAACAAUAGUCGAGAAUAAAGAAGUUAAAUUCG
Molecule: messenger RNA, 2475 nt
Organism: Hyalella azteca
Lineage: Eukaryota; Metazoa; Arthropoda; Malacostraca; Amphipoda; Hyalellidae
Exons: 2
Coding region: 80-958 (292 amino acids)
Biological process (GO): positive regulation of ATP-dependent activity
Molecular function (GO): ferrous iron binding; ATPase activator activity
Source: RefSeq, a predicted model, not a curated record